CACAGUGGAAAGGCUAGUUUAACGUCGGUGCAAGCCAAGUUUAUGGGGAGCUAUAUAAUCGAUGAACAAGCACAUUAUGCGUCACCGAAAGACAUGGAAACACGACGCAGUCUCAGGAGAUGGUUCGGUAAGAAAAAGAAGGUAAUGCGUAGCAGCAUAGCAAAAAAAUGGAAGGAUCUAAGCGGCCAAAACAAUUGGGGACAGCUUUUGGAUCCAUUGGAUAUCGAUCUCCGUCGUUAUGCUAUUCACUACGGUGAAAUGGCUCAGGCUGCCUACGAUGCCUUCAACACCGAGAAGGCGUCCAAAUAUACCGGGAGCAGCUUGUAUGGCAAGAGAAAUUUCUUCUCCUGUGUGGGUUUGGAGAAAGGCAAUACUUACAGGUACCAGGUUACUAAGUUUUUGUACGCGACGUCGCAUAUCCAGGUGCCGGAAGCGUUCCUAGUGAAGCCGGUGUCGAGGGAAGCUUGGAGCAAGGAGUCGAACUGGAUCGGGUUUGUGGCGGUGGCGACGGAUGAUGGGAAAGCUGUUUUGGGGAGGAGGGAUAUCGUGAUUGCUUGGAGAGGAACGGUGCAAACACUGGAAUGGAUCAAUGAUUUCGAGUUUAAUUUGGUUUCGCCGAGGAAAAUCUUUGGUGAUGAGCGUAGUGAUGUUAAGGUGCAUGAGGGGUGGUACUCCAUUUACACCUCCGAUGAUUCACGUUCGCCCUAUAACAAAAGCAGUGCCCGCGACCAGGUUCUUAACGAGGUUAGGAGACUAGUAGACCAAUUCAAGAACGAGGAAGUAAGCAUCACAAUAACCGGCCACAGUUUAGGUGCAGCCCUCGCUACUUUGAAUGCGGUCGACAUAGUAGUCAAUGGAUACAACAAGCCCCAAAGCCAGUCGAGCCGGUCCUUUCCCGUUACCUCCUUCUUGUUCGCCAGUCCUCGAGUUGGCGACUCGGUUUUCAAGAAGGCAUUCACCGGAUUCAAAGACCUCCGAGCCUUACGCGUAAAAAAUGCCUUAGACGUCGUCCCCGACUAUCCCCUAAUAGGGUAUUCGGACGUGGGUGAAGAAUUGGCGAUUGAUACGCGUAAAUCAAAGUACUUGAAGAGCCCUGGGAACUUGGCGAGUUGGCAUAAUUUGGAAGGUUAUCUACAUGGGGUGGCCGGGACACAAGGGAGCAAAGGAGGGUUUGACUUGGUGGUUGCUCGUGAUAUAGCCCUUGUGAACAAAUCAAUGGAUGGAUUGAAGGAUGAGUACUUGGUGCCUGUAGCAUGGAGAGUUCGGAAAAACAAAGGUAUGGUGCAACAAGAAGAUGGUUCUUGGAAAUUAAUGGAUCGUGAAGGUCAAGAUGAUGAUUAUACUUAAAUGGCUAGCCUUGGUUGAGCUUAAUGACAAUGGAGUUGAGAGGUUACUUGCGUCAAUACAAUGAAAUUAAUAAUAAAAAACAAACAUGGGUAAUAAUUAUAUGUAUGAAAGCUAAUUGAUUGGUAGUUGAGGGUGGGAAAACUGUUGAAUCGUCUAAUUUGGUGGUGCGGCGUCGGUUUGUUGUUUUCUCUU
Hibiscus syriacus is the source of this 1539-nucleotide messenger RNA. Its product is annotated as phospholipase A1-IIgamma-like. The record is from RefSeq and is a predicted model, not a curated record. Gene Ontology annotation, molecular function: glycerophospholipid phospholipase A1 activity. NCBI's taxonomy places the organism in Eukaryota, Viridiplantae, Streptophyta, Magnoliopsida, Malvales, Malvaceae. Gene Ontology annotation, biological process: lipid metabolic process.